AUGACAACACAGAUGCAGGAGCAGAGGGUGGACAAUCUGGAGUUUGGCCUCCUAGUUCACACCAAUGGACAGAGUCGAGAAACACGGAGAGCUCUCAAUGAAACGGACCGCCUCCUCACCCCCUUACCGGCUGCCAACCCAGGACACUCCCCCGCGCCCUCGGAGGGGUGCCUACCUGUCCGCAACACAACGGCGGGUCGCGUCCGGAGGGUGCAGGAGCGCUCGCGCGUGGAGCCAGGGGGCUGGCGCCAGGUCGUGGGCGUCGCCCUUCCCCUGGGCAGCGCCGCACACCUGGGCGGCCAGCGGCGAGUCCCGGGCAGCCGCCCUGCCCGCGGCGUUCUGCCCAUCUUGCAGGGAAGUGGUCAUUGUCGCCAACAGGGGGUCGUGGGCGUCAUGGGCAACCCAGCGAGUGGGGAAAAGGGAUCCGGCGGUGCGAGGCGAGGUGGCGGCUCCGCAGCUCGAGCGUUCUGCAGGAAAGAUGGCCCAUAUACAGAGAAGUUCACAAAGGAAAACCCAGGACAACUUCUCACAAGGGUCUCUCAUUGGCUGAACCAAGCUGGAAGCCAGGACUCAAGAUUACCCACUUUUGGAGGCUAUAAAGCUCAGCUUCCAAGAACAUAAAACGGGAUGAAGAAGUUUCAGACUAGAUCCAGAGAGGUAAAUGGGACAUGAAGGAUAUAGAGUGAAGAAACUCACCCGCAAAAAUUUCCUUGGGACACUCAUUUAGCCUUUGCCCUGAAGAAAGACACACCCUCCUCUCUCCUGCUUUCUACACCUCCAUGAAGAAGAGCUAGACAACUACGGCAGGACAUUAUGAAGACUGUGGUUUCUGUAUUAGUUCUCAUCUACAUUCUCUAGAUUUUUUUUUUUUGGUGGUGGUGGUACUGGGGUGACCUACCACUGAACUACAUCUCCAGGCCUUUUUUAAAUUUUGAGACAGGGUCUCACUAAGUGGCCCAGACUCAAACUUGAAAUGCUCCUGCCUCAGCCUCCCAAGUAGCUGGGAUCAUGGGUAUGUGCCAGCACACCCCAAUUCUCUUAUUUAUUUGGUGAGGGUGGGGGAAAACCAGGGAUUGAACUCAAGGGCACUCAACCACUGAACUGCAUCCCUAAUCCUAUUUUGUAUUUUAUUUAGAGACAGGGUCUCACUGAGUUGCCUAGCACCUCGCUAUUGCUGAGUCUGGCUUUGAACUCACAAUCCUCCUGCCUCAGCCUCCCAAGUUAUUGAGAUUUCAGGCAUGUGCCACCAUUGCCGGGCUCUCUUAUUCUUUUGAUUAAAGCUAUAUAACUCUUCUAACUACACCCAUGACAGUUAUUUUGGAGAAGCUGUGUCUAGAAACUUGGCGGUUCCCCUCACUGGAAGUCCACCUUUUCUGGAAUAGGGAGCAAUCUUCUAAAGAAUCUUAAUGUGCUAACAUAAUUUCUUAAAAUAAGACAUCAGAGCACUGUCAACUAUAUAUAAUUAUAUAUAAUGAACCAAAAGUCAUGUUCUGCACCUGGCUCAUGUUGUGGAAAAUAGACCCAACAUUUUAAACUAUUUAUAAGACUCUGGACUCUUUCAGUUUAUAAUUCAAAAAUGACCCCUUACAUAAAAGAGUAAACUUCUGGCAUCCUCUCAAUUAGGAUUUAAAUGCUAGAAAAAAGUUUCCCUCAAGUACUAGUUUGACAAUGUUGAAAAUAAACCCACUGUCACCCAUCUGAUAAAGAAAACUUACCCUUU
This is a messenger RNA of Marmota monax (woodchuck), 1720 nucleotides long. RefSeq lists its product as uncharacterized. NCBI's taxonomy places the organism in Eukaryota, Metazoa, Chordata, Mammalia, Rodentia, Sciuridae. Bases 1 to 621 code for a protein of 206 amino acids. The record is from RefSeq and is a predicted model, not a curated record. The transcript is spliced from 6 exons.